CCGUUUCACUCCAUGUUUCUUUUUUGCAGGCUAAGCAAUUUUGAGACUCUUCUAUUUAGCAAUGGCUUCUUCUCUAGCUCUUAAGAGGCUCGUCUCAUCCAACAUCCUCCCUAGCUCCUUACGCGUCGCCAUCGCUCCAUCCAUCUCCAGACUCUUUAACACCAACGCCGCCACGCCUGAUGACCACGAUGAUCGCCGUCGUGCUGACGGUUUCUUCCCAGAUCUGCAGGGGCGGCGCCAGGGGGCCAAAAAAGAUAUGUUUGAUCCUUUGUCUCCAACAAGGAGCCUGAACAUGAUGGAUCAAGUCAAGGGGAAUCGAUUUCUCUCCACAUCCCGUGACAUUCCAGGGCUUGGGAGCGAGGCCAAAGAAUCAAACCUUCGCCCGUUAUCUCCUCAUCUUCCUAUUUAUAAGCCACAGCUUACUUCGACGUUUCCAAUUUCCCAUAGAAUCUCCGGGGCUUUCCUAGCCACUAUACUUUUGUUUUUUUAUCUUCUUUGUCUGAAAAUAGGUUUGAUUUGCUUCACCUAUACGAAUUUCUACCAAUUCUUCUUUUAUUCAUCAAAGCUUCUCCUAAUUUCCGUCUCAAUUGCUGCCUUAGCCCUGUCCUAUUAUCUGUAUAAUGGGGUUCGUCAUUUAUUGACGGAUUUUUCGGGAAAGCUGAGGUGAAGAACGGUGAGGAGGAAAGAUGUGAUUCAGCUUCAAAUCGACUGAUUUGCUGGCUUGGUAAGUUCUUGUUUGGUCUGGGCCUUUCUGGGUUGAGGUAAGACUUUGUUUGGCAAAAUAAAGAAUGUGUUAAUGGUUUUUUUUUUUGGAAUAAAUUGAACCUUGGUGAUGAGUAAAAAGAAAACCUUGUUAAUGCCAAAAAGCAUCUUUGAACUUGUCAAUAUAGUGAUCUGUGUUGAAUUAGUGGUUUAA
This is a messenger RNA of Gossypium raimondii (Peruvian cotton), 916 nucleotides long. RefSeq names its product succinate dehydrogenase subunit 3-1, mitochondrial. Gene Ontology annotation, cellular component: membrane. Gene Ontology annotation, biological process: mitochondrial electron transport, succinate to ubiquinone; tricarboxylic acid cycle. The coding region runs from base 62 to 667 and encodes 201 amino acids. Gene Ontology annotation, molecular function: electron transfer activity; succinate dehydrogenase activity. The record is from RefSeq and is a predicted model, not a curated record. The transcript has 3 exons. Lineage: Eukaryota; Viridiplantae; Streptophyta; Magnoliopsida; Malvales; Malvaceae.